ACCAGUACCGCGCGGCGCGCCGACGCGAACGUGCGUUCGAAUUUUAAAUGUUAAAAAGUUGAUUUUAAAAACAAUACGAUACGUGUGUUUAUUUUUUACAACCGGCCAGUGUUUUAAUUGUCUUUGGAAGUGUGUUGUGGUUUUAUUUUUAAAGGAUUCUUUAUAUUGCUGUUCUUUUGUUGGAAGGUCUAGUUGAAGAGCAACCAAGGAAGCCGUUUUCUCAGAAACAUUGAGAAGAUGUAGCAUUUCCAAAGAAGGAGGCCAGACUUCACCAACUAAACUGAAAGAAUAUGAGAUCUAAUUCACGAAAACUAUUCUUAGAGGGAAGACUUACUGGUAGAUCACCUUAUAUUCUGAUAAAGUAUGAAAAAAAUCACACAUCGAUAUCAAUACUAAGAUCUUCGGCGGAUGCAUAAAUUUCCACACCACACCCCACGCUUUUUAACACCUGUAGGGGUCAAACAAUGUUUGCACAUUAAAUACGACUGCAAGCCGAUUAUGCAAAUCAAAAUUGAAGUUAAACAAAUAAAAUUACACCGAUAAAUAACUUGUUUUGCUUCUACCUCUUUAACUAGUGCUUGGUUCAACUCCAAGGCGUGUUUUUUGAAUCUAUGAGGCUGUGAAGGAAAGGCCUAUGAAUGUCUGAAAGGUACGGGAAAGAGACCGAGAUGUCGACGAGCAACGAGCUGAGCGAGAUGGAGAAGCCGCGGAUGAGGCCGGCGGUGAGGAAGAUAUUCUGCUGCAGUGUGACGGCUGCGUCGGGUUUCAUCGCUGCAUACGCGCUGGUAGCGUACGCGAUAGCACUCAUCUACGAGAUAGUAUGGGUGGUGGAGUCCCAAAGCGGGCUCCCUGUGGCCUCCGCGCUACUCAUGGCGUGCUACUGUAUUGUUAUAGCGGCUACCGUCACUCUGGUCCACGGCCUUAUUUCUAAAAACAACAAGUGUCUGCUUUCGUGGCUGAUCACUGUGAUACUCGUGCUCAUACCGGAGUGCGUGCUAGUCUUCUAUAUGUCAAUUAGUCAUUGGGGUCUACAAGGAGUGUAUGGCGGUGCGGAGCUGGCAUGCUACGUGGCGCGACUCCCUGCCAUCGUGUGCGGCGUGGUGUUAGUGCAGUCAGCGUACGCCAUUCGGGAAGCUAGGAACGCCGGGUAUGCCAAUGGAGCUGCAGUGGGCGGCAGCGAAUUCGACGCCAGCCACUACGUGCCCGAAGCGCCGGCCGCGUUCACCAACGAUGGCUUCAUGGCUGACAAUGGCAAAUCUGGUUCCAUGCCCGACCUGCGGCGGCACCUCGCAUUACGGCAGUCCUUCAACCAGGGCUACCACAUGCCGCCGCCGCCGCCGGCCUACUGGCAGCACCUGGCCGAGCGGCAGCACGCCGCCAGCCUGCGCGGCCGCCCCGAGCCGGCCGGCUGCCCGCAGCUGUACGGCACCUGGGUCGGCCCGCGCUCCGGCCCCUACGACAACCCUUACAAACGCAGACACUCCAUCGUCGGCGCUUUCGCCGACGAAUACCCGGCUAAAGACUACGAAUACGAGGACAGGGCUGACUGCAAGAGCGAGAUGGCGUAUCCAUACUACAGGCAACACUAUUACGACCCCAGAAUGCACUAUCCCCCCGAUUAUGACCCUCGAUUUUACCCCAGGGACGACGCCUAUGGCGUUAACUUAUUGAGACAUGAUCCGUAUCAUUUUAGUAACGCGAGAGACAGGGCUUUCUAUGGGCAAGGUUUGAGGAACAGCCAUAAUUCCUUCGGGAACGAGUCGGACGAUUUGGGGAAAUAUAAGGAUGUGGCUCUGUGAUGAUUUUAUAGAUUUUUAACUAUUUUGGUGAGCGAAUAUCGAACUUUUUUCUGUUAUAUUAAUGAGAUUAUCUUGUGAACACGUGCUUGAAAUGAACGAGCGUAAAGAUAUUCCCUUGGUGGCAUUAAAAUUAUCUCGCCGAUUAAAAUUAAGUCUAUAGUAGGUAAAUUAAUUAAAAUGAAUUUGAUGAUUAUGAAUGUUCAAUAUGCAAUGAAUAAAAAUGUAUACGUAAAUGUAUUUAGCUUAAGUAUUAGAAAAUAAAUAGAAGUACUUAUUGUAAGAAAUUAAGAUACUUACCUAUUUAGUAUUUUUGUAAUUAUUUAGUUAAGUAGUUACCUGAUAACCAAAGGUGUAAAUAUUGAAGAAUCUAUUUGUAUUAACGGCGAUCUACUUACCUAUUUACUUUAAAAGUUUCGAGUCACUAUGUUAAAAACGAGGACAGAAUAAAUGAUAUUUUUUA
Cydia pomonella (codling moth) is the source of this 2259-nucleotide messenger RNA. RefSeq lists its product as uncharacterized. The coding region runs from base 639 to 1799 and encodes 386 amino acids. The transcript has 7 exons. NCBI's taxonomy places the organism in Eukaryota, Metazoa, Arthropoda, Insecta, Lepidoptera, Tortricidae. The record is from RefSeq and is a predicted model, not a curated record.